Molecule: messenger RNA, 2125 nt
Organism: Pogonomyrmex barbatus (red harvester ant)
Lineage: Eukaryota; Metazoa; Arthropoda; Insecta; Hymenoptera; Formicidae
Gene: Mvb12
Product: multivesicular body subunit 12-like Mvb12
Biological process (GO): endosome to lysosome transport via multivesicular body sorting pathway; receptor catabolic process; virus maturation
Cellular component (GO): ESCRT I complex; cytosol
Source: RefSeq, a predicted model, not a curated record
UCGAGAGACGACGUCGCCUAUGAACGGCCGAUGACAUAUCCAAUAUAACUCCCCGAAAAGGGGGAUAGAGAGAGAGAGAGAGACAGAGACAGAGAGAGAGAGAGAGAAAGAGAGAGAGAGAGAGAGAGAGAAAGAAAGAGAGACGUCUCCGACAACAUUUGUCGACACACUCCAUUUAUUUGUCCGUCCGUCUUGUCUGCUUUCUGUCUGUCUGUCUUAUAUCUUUCUAUCGACCUCCUUUUCUCGAGCACGCCCUUAAACGGCCACUGCGGCGGUUUCCCGUGAAUCCCUUUCGCGUUUCUCCUCGUUACGCUACAUUCUAAUAUCUAUUAUUUAUCUACUGCUAUAAUUAUAUAACCUACGAUAUUAUCCAAUAUCGUAUCGUUAGCGCCGUCGCAUUCAUGCGUUGAUGCUGACGUAUUCCGAGCUUAAGCUCCGUCUCUUUAACGCGAGUAUUAUCAGAGACACAGCGUAAACAAGUGCAUAUAUCUCAUUUUCUGUUUGCUCCGCAUUUAGGCGAUGACGGCGACGGCGUCGCGGGGGUCCGAAGAUUUCAUCGAUGAUGAAUACUUGGUGCGAACAACGGUUUCGAGCUUCCGAAUAAGUUACAAGUAUCCGAAAUCGCAGCGAUGUCAAAGAAGACCAGCUGCAAGAUGUUGGUUCAUCAGGUGUCAGCCGUGUUGCCAGAUGACAGGCCAAUAACUGCCAUUAGUGUCGUGGAAGACAUAGACAAGUGUCCACCGAACUUCACAGUGGUAUCGAGAACCUACGACCAGGACACCGACGCCGAUCUGUGGAGGGAAAGUGGGCUGUUCAUCAAGAAAAAGGGUAGAUACAUUUGCUUCUCGAAGACUGAGGGUCAGCCUGACUGCGUGGUCGAGGACAUCGUGGUGAUUAACGAGCGAGAUACUCCACCGGAAGGAUACAGCAUGAUCUCCUAUACCGUGGACUCGAGACAGAAAGCAUGGCGGAAAAAACAAGUAUGCUACAAAAUUAGGAAUAAGGAUCUAUGUGUGAAAGCAGUCACGGAUAUAAUUAUAUGCAGCAGGAUAAUUCACAAGGAUUCUAAAUUGGCUCCUAUUGGCUUUUCCGCCGCUGGUAUCAUAAAUGGUGUUCGUGUGUGCUACAAAACAGUAGAUAUCAUAAACGCGGAUUCACAGUCGUAUGUUAAUAUAGACUUACUACAGAGUUCUUCCCCAAAUCCUUCGAACGGAAUCUCUUACAAACGAGCCCCGGAGAGGCCCCCGAAACCAAAGUUUUCACCAAAAUCACAAGUCAACGGGAUUUAUCCGCAUAUCAGUAACGCAGCUAACAAAGACGACGACCUCGGCGAUCGAGAUUACGAAGUCCUGAGUCCCAACGCAAGGAUCAGGCCCACAAGGCCCGCGCCCCAACCGCCCAUAUCCACACCACCAGCCGUCGCAUCCACACCCAUUUACGGUACACUUCCGGGAUCGUCCGAUCUCGAUGGAGUCCCGUUUGUGCUUAAUCCUCGUCUUACUACUAAUCAUCUUGAUCCUGCCAAUAACAAACUUCCUGUUAUCAAGGUGUGGACACAGAAAGACUUGGAUAGAGAGUUUUUCUAUGAUUUUCGUGCGGAGAGAGAAACCUGAAAGACAACAGUGUGCCAAAAGUAAUCUUUUGCAAAUUUGCGAGAAAUCUUGCUGCUAUACUUAUGAUCCGCGUUUAUAUUCGACAUAAUAUUAGCCAACAAGUGUAAAUGGAGUGCCUGAACGAGUGAUUUCUACUAAUCCGCGAGAGAAUGAAGCCCGACGUUUAAAAUGGGGGUGUACUAUGUAAGAAGAAAUAAGAUAAAAAAAGAACUUAUUCGGUGUACGCGUUUCUUUUUCCGCCCUACGUUUAGAUUUUUGAUACCAGUGAUAACGUUGUCAUAUUUUUAUAGACUUGCAUUAUUUUUUAAUAGAUAAUAGAGAUUAUAUAUGUAAAAUAUAUGUAAGUACACACAAUUUUGUAUCAUAAUGUGAGUUGUUGUACGUAUCUCAAUAUCACAUAUUUACGCUGUUAAACGAACAAAUGCAUAAUACCGUUGAGAGAAGCAUUCUCGCCGUAUAUUUAUCGCUUAAUGCAACAACUCAAAUGCGUGGUAAGAAUGCAUGCUACAGAA